Molecule: messenger RNA, 2637 nt
Organism: Octopus bimaculoides (California two-spot octopus)
Lineage: Eukaryota; Metazoa; Mollusca; Cephalopoda; Octopoda; Octopodidae
Product: neuronal acetylcholine receptor subunit alpha-10
Biological process (GO): monoatomic ion transmembrane transport
Cellular component (GO): postsynaptic membrane
Molecular function (GO): transmembrane signaling receptor activity; acetylcholine-gated monoatomic cation-selective channel activity
Source: RefSeq, a predicted model, not a curated record
AACUGCGACUCACAACUUAACAAUUUGUCAAUCUAUCACCGCAGUUACUACAUAUCCAAACACAUUGUUAUACAUACAGUUAUAAUAUAUACACAUAUAAGUUCAUAUACAGAUUUCUACAUUUGCACAAAGCCCAGUCGAUGAGGAUAUGAGGUAGAAAAACGUAAAGAGGAAGCAGUACUAGUAGCAAGAUGGCGAUCACGACGACUACGAUGAUGAUAACGAUGAAGCAGAAAUACUCAUGUAUCUUAAUGCUAUUGACCAUUUUCCCUACGAUGAUUCUUGCUGGAGAAAACAACGAUUACUUGGCAUUGAAAAACUUCAUAUUUGCAAACUAUUCCAGUAAAGUUCGACCAAACUGUGAAGCCAAUAAUGGAUCCAUCAAAGUUUUUGUUGACAUCGGACUCCGCCAGAUUUUGGAACUGAAUGAACAAGAGCAAGUCUUAAAUUCCAAUAUCUGGUUACGCUUUCAGUGGAAAGAUUGCAACCUAGCCUGGAAUGUCUCUGAAUACAAUGGAAUUGAAUCAAUUGUCUUGCCAGAAGACAUGAUAUGGAUUCCUGAUAUUUGUCUUUAUGAUAACUCGGAAUACGUAUUGAAAGGCAUCAAAGAAUAUUACAGAGCCAGGGUUUUCCAUGAUGGGUCUGUGAAAUACCACUUCCCGUCAGUUUUGAAAUCUGUGUGCCAGAUCGAUAUAAAACGUUUUCCCUUCGAUCAACAAGUAUGCAAUCUGACGUUUGGAUCGUGGGCCUACACUGAUAACGAAGUGAUGGUGAUGAAUAACAAAACCGACGGAGACAAGAGAUAUUAUGUCAAAAGUAGUGAAUGGAAAUUAGCGGAAUUGUCAAUACAUUCUUACCAAAAACUAUAUUCCUGUUGCAAAUAUACAUUCUCAGAAGUGGUUUUUACCAUUCGACUAUCUCGUAAACCCGCCAUUCAGUUGCUCAAUUUGAUUUAUCCCUGUAUGAUUAUUUCUGGUAUUACGCUCAUCGGAUUCUUCUUGCCACCAGAAUCUGGAGAAAAAGUCUCUGUCAGUGUCACAGUUUUGCUGUCGCUUGCUGUUUUCCAGUUGGUGAUCACCGAAAACUUGCCGCCGAAUUCCGACAGUUUACCCUACCUUGGUUUCUUCUUCAUUGCCAACAUGGUAUUUGUCGGUCUCUGCUGUUCAAUGUCUGUGUUUGUCAUGAAUAUAUUCUACAGCGGUGAAAGAAGUAAACGACUGCCUAGUUGGAUACGGUUCUUAUUUUUGGAAUGUUUGGCAAAACUUCUCUGCUACCCAGUUAAUAAUAAAACGGUAUAUACCAUUUCACAGGACAACACUGCAUACACAGCAGAACUGACGCCCUCUACCGAGAAUUCUUGUAAAGAGUUAUCUCUAAGAUGCAGCAAGGAUUUCUGGAACGGGAACCAUAUGACAGAACGAAGAUAUACGAGCUCUCACCUCAAGCUGAUCAAUCAACUCAGACAUCACAUAAAAGACAGAGAAGAGACAAGAAACUUGUGUAAAGAAUAUGAGAACAUCGCAUUUAUAAUUAAUCGUAUCUUUACGGUGUUUGCUAUUGUUAUCUACAUUAUAUUAUCGAGCGCAUUCAAUUUAAUUGUCUAUACUUAAUUACUGCAAUACAUCAUCUAUCUAUCUAUCUAUCUAUCUAUCUAUCUAUCUAUCUAUCUAUCUAUCUAUCUAUCUAUCUAUUCAGCUAACCAGCAAUUUGUGUGUCUCCUUCGUCUCCUCCUCCUUGUUUCUCUGACUCAAUAUAUAUAUAUGUAACGUAUACAUAUUCACUCAUUUGACAUGUACAAUAUAUAACUAUAUAUGAGUACACACACACACACACACACACACACACACACAUACACACACACACACACACACACACAUAUAUAUAUACAUAUACAGGAGCACUCCGUCGACGACGAGGGUCUCUGCUGAUAUGAUCAACGAAACAGCUUGCUCGUGAAAUUAACGUGUAAGUGACUAAGCACUCUACAGACACGUGUACUUCUAACGUAGUUCUCAGGAAGAUUCAGCAUGACACAGAGUGUGACAAGGCUGGCUCUUUGAAAUACAGGUACAACUCAUUUUUGCCAGCUGAGUGGACUGGAGCAACGUGAAAUAAAGUGUCUUGCUCAAGGACACAACGCAUCGCCGGGAAGUGUCACAAUCUGUGUCAUGCUGAAUUUUCCUAAGAGCUACGCUAAGGGUACGCGUGUCUGUGGAGUGAUUUCACGAGCAAGACGUCCCUUUGAUCGGAUCAACUGGAACACUCGUCAUAAUGACCGACGGAGUGCCAACUAUACAUAUUUACUGCUACUACUACUACUACUACUACUACUACUACUACUACUACUACUACUACUACUACUACUACUACUACUACUACUACUACUACUAGUUUAUAUAGUAGCAGUAAUUAUUAUAAUAUAAUUAUAGAUGCACUACAAACGACCAGUAUUUAGAAAACCACGUUUAUUCCAGUGAUUCCUUUUAUCGUCCGAGUUUUACUUAACUGGAAAGGCUAAAUGUUAUAUACAGAAAAUAAAACACUGUAUGAGAGAUUGCUUAUUAGAAAUUCAUUUACAACUCCAUAACUAAUUAUCUCACGAACAAUCUCUCCUGUUACACACACACAUAUAUAUAU